Symbiodinium sp. CCMP2592 is the source of this 1902-nucleotide messenger RNA. The record is from the annotation of a GenBank genome assembly. NCBI's taxonomy places the organism in Eukaryota, Dinophyceae, Suessiales, Symbiodiniaceae.
AUGGAUGCAGAGCUUUGGUUUCACCUCUUCAUGCGGACAUGUUGGCCACCAUCAGGCGCUCUUUUAGCCUUUGCAGAGGGCACCACCACACCCGUGGGUAUCGACUGGCGAGCUCGUCUCCAAGCGCGUUCCGCAGCGUCCCCAACUAUCGUGGUGGAUGUGGGCCGAGGGUACACCAAGUACACAGUAGCUGAUGGGAUCCAAGGGCGCUGGGAGUUGGAUGGUUGUUCUCCGCAGCUUGUGCAGCUCUGUUCUUCGCCUACACAUCCUCCAGACUGUGAGAGGAAUGACCAGCUCCGAUACAUCCAGUACAUGCUGAACCGAGAGUUUCUGCAAGCGGCCCUCAGCCCCUCUCAUCGACUCCAUAAGGCGGCACUGGCUCCACAAAACCGCCUGAAACAAGGCGGCUACGCAGUGUAUCGGGAUGAGCAUGACAAUGCCAAGCCCGUCAAGGUCCAAAAAUGCGACGAGGCAUCUGGCCAGUGGUCAGUGGAGGUGCUUCAGAGCUCUGAGCGGGGAAUCCUUUCCGUGCCGUCGGAGUCUUUGGAACCAAUCCGAAUGGCCCAGGACCUGCCCAUCCUCAUCGGGGAGCCCUUUGUGAUCACCGCCGCCGGCACUGGCGAGAAAGCAGCCUGGGAGCAGAAUAUCCGAAGCCAGCUGGGCAAUGACCGACCGGGUGCCGUCCAAGUGGUCUCUCAGGCCCAGAUGGCAUUGUGGGCACAUGGAGUGGAUCAUGGCAUCGUCGUCAACAUCGGACAGGGGCAGACGGUCGCACUCCCGGUAGUCAAAGGCGAAGUUCUGUCUCAAUGCGCCCUGAGUUCUUCUAUUGGAAGUGGCGACCUGACGCAGGUGAUGGUGUCGCUCAUGAGCCGGAGACAUCCUGCUAUCGUGGACAGCUCCCUGAUGACCUGGUGCCGAGAUCUUAAGGAGAACUACUGCUACGUCUCCCCACCCGGCCGUGGCUGCAUGCGGAGCCGUCUGGCUGCCGGGGACGAUUACGGCAUCCGCCCGGUGGAGGUGGAGUUGCCGGAGUAUGCCUCGGCCCGCACGGAGGAGAAUACCCUGGAGCUGGCGGAGGAGCGUGUCUUGGUGCCCGAAGUUCUCUUCGAAUCAAACAGAGGACUCGGUCUUCCUGGGCUCAUUGUACGCUGUGCCGAUGCAGUGCUUGCCUCCGGCAAGAGCAGUGAGGAGGGAGUCCGUGAACUGCUCCGGCAAGUGGUACUGGUUGGGGGUGCAGCAGACUUCCCGGGUAUCCGCCCGCGAGUCGAGUACGAGAUGCGGAGCCUCUUGCAGAGCUCUCAGUUUGAGCGCCUCCUCGGGUGCCUGAGCUCCGCGGAGGACGUCUUCGUCUUGAACCCUCCGCUUGGGGAGACGGGGCCCUUGGUGACUCCUCGAUUCGUGCCCCUGUUUGGUGGUUGCGUUCGUGCAGCAAGCUCGAAAGGCUAUGGAGCCUGGGAAAGGGACAGCAACAUUGGGGCCCUUCGCAGCCUCCCAUUGCUGGCUGAUAUGCCGGAGGGACGUUCCAACAGUAGACAGGUCUUCUGGCAGCAGCGGAUGCGACGAAUGCUGGCUUUGCAGCUGCCUGACAUUUUCCGUACCGGUGGUGGCGGAGGGGAGGACGACCAGGCAUGGCAGAUGCUGGAUGAGGACAGCGAGGAGGGUUCUGAGAGCUCAAACUUGCACUUCGAGGAGCAAGAAUCCGAGAGCCAAGCCUACUCCCCUUCCAGUCCUGUGGACUGGCCCAGCGCAAUUGAAGAAGCAACUGCCUCCCCCAACGAGAGGGUUUCUUCCAGCAGAGGCAGCGGCAGAAGCAAGGGCAAGGGAAAGGGAAAAGGAGGGGGUAAAGGUCGAGUGAGGCGCGGCCGGCUAAUUUGGAGGCCGGUGCAAGGCCAAGUCGAGUAA